This is a messenger RNA of Castor canadensis (American beaver), 924 nucleotides long. Its product is annotated as olfactory receptor 9S13-like. Gene Ontology annotation, biological process: G protein-coupled receptor signaling pathway. Gene Ontology annotation, molecular function: olfactory receptor activity; G protein-coupled receptor activity. Lineage: Eukaryota; Metazoa; Chordata; Mammalia; Rodentia; Castoridae. The record is from RefSeq and is a predicted model, not a curated record. Gene Ontology annotation, cellular component: membrane.
AUGAGGAGAGAGCUGAAUAGGAAUUACUCAGAGGUGACUGAGUUCAUUCUGCUGGGGUUUAGAACCUCUCCAAAGCUACAGAUCCUCUUGUUCUUAAUGUUCUUGAUCAUCUACACAGUGACUGUACUGGAGAAUGUCAGUAUGAUAACUGUCAUUAAGAUGGACUCCAGACUGCAAACACCUAUGUAUUUCUUCCUUAGAAACUUGUCCUAUUUAGAUCUCUGCUAUUCCACAGUCAUUGCUCCAAAUAUGUUAGCCAACUUCUUGAGUACUGAAAAGAAAAUUUCAUACAAUGGUUGUGCAGUCCAAUUUUUCUUCUUUGUCUUGUUUGUCACAAUUGAAGGCUUUCUUCUGUCUGUGAUGGCAUUUGAUUGGCUCUCAGCCAUUUGCUCCCCUCUCCUUUACCCUGUGCAGAUAUCCCACAAAGUUUGUGCUCAGUUGGUAGCUGGAUCCUAUGUCGGUGGAUGCAUCAACUCCAUAGUGCAAGCAUGUUUCACCUUCAAUUUGCGUUUCUGUGGAGAAAACAGACUGGACCACUUUUUCUGUGAUGUCCCAGCCCUGCUCAAGAUCUCCUGUGUUGACACUUUUGUGAAUGAGUUUGUGCUCUUUAUUCUCUCUGCUUUCAUCAUCAUCACCACCACCACUGUCAUUCUGGUUUCUUAUGUAUGUAUCCUCUCCACUGUCCUAAAGAUCCCUUCUACUCAAGGCAGGUCAAAGACUUUCUCUACCUGUGGCUCCCAUAUAUCGGUGGUGAGUUUAUUCUAUGGAACUUUGUUCUUCAUGUAUGCCCAACCUGGGGCCAUCUCCUCACCAGAGCAAAGCAAGAUUAUAACUGUGUUCUACAUUCUUAUAAUACCAAUGCUGAACCCUCUAAUAUACAGUCUGAGAAACAGAGAUGUGAAAGAUGCUGUGAAGAGAAUAUGA